CUUCUUUCUAAUUGGCCAGCGUGCUCUCGUCCUGCAUUGUGAUUGGCUAGCGAGUGUUGAGGGAAAAUUAAAUCAAAUGUUUGAACCACCUUAGGAACCACUGAGGAAACGGGUGCCUAGAUUUUCGUUGGUGUUUGUCUUUACUGGCUUGGCUUCAGGAUCCUCUCUGCAUUAUAGCCUCUCAUAUCACCACCAGAGGAAGGAUGGGAGAUGUAGCUGAGAUCCAGAUAACACCAGACACCCCGGGGAGACCCGCCAUCCUCAACCCGUUUGAGAGUCCCACCGACUACCACCGGCUGCACGAGCCUCUGGUGCCCAGUCCCUCCGUGUUCAAGUUCUCCCGGGCCUCCUCAGCUACACCAGCAAAGUUCAAAUGGUCCAUCGAUGAAAUGGCAAGCCUCCUCCCGGUGCACAUAGACCCUGAGGAUAUUCACCGCCAGGCUUUAUUUAUGAGCCAGACCAGGACGGAUGCUGAAAUUGAGCAAAAGCGACAGAAUGCGAUUGAACAAUUUUUUACUAAAGGUGCUAUAGUUCCAUCACCAUGGGGACCGCUGGCGAGUAAACAGUCAAGUCUGCAAAGCCACGAGAAAAAGGCAGGUUUGUCUUCGCCGCUUGUAACAGAGGAACAUCCGUCAGCAAAGAAAAUACAUGCAACCUGUCAGACAAUUCUGUCUUUACCUGUAGACUUCGAUAUUGAAAAAGUAUUAGGUGAUUACUACAGGACAGACGAGGUCUCGGAGCAGGUGCAGGAGAGCCUCAGCUCCUCUUCUCUGAGGCGGAAGCUUUUCCUGGAUGGUCAUGCCAGUGGCUCGGAUUCGUCCAGCCCUCCCAGCCCUGAGAGAGAGGCUCAUGCUGGGAGCAGAGAGAUGAUGUCAUCGAUCAUCGUAUCACCCGUGAAGUGUGGGAUCACAGCCACAACGCCUUCGUCUGGUCAGUUCUCGUCCAGUCCUAUCCAGGAACGAGGUCGUGCUUAUAGUCUGGGCAGCAUGACCAGUCCCAUGUUUCCAGAACGGUCGUCUCCUCUGUUUAAGUCCCCCACCGUGUCCCCUAUCGUCCAGCAGCACUCGGUCACACCUCAGUCAGGUGAGAGGAAGCGAUUGUCCUUCCUGUCUCCUGACAGUCUUCCUUCCUGUAGCCAGAACAUGGCUGUAAACCGGUGUGGCGAGAGCCCGUAUGUGGAGGGCUGUUCUCCCAUCCGCAGCUGCUCCCCUCUCCACCCUCAACACAGCAGCAGAUCCUCCUCCAUCCUCCACCCACACCUCCAGGAUACGGAGGACAUCUUGCUCAGCGAGCCUUUACCCACUAUGGAGCUGGACUCCUGCUCCCCCGGGGUCCGGGCUGGGCAUGGUGAGAGCCAGGAGUCCCUGCCCGACUCAGAGAGGAUGGAGCAGAGCAAGCCAAAUGAGGACGAGCUGGGACGGCUGUCUCCUUGCCCUUUCCCUGAAGAAGAAGAGGAGGAGGAGGAGGAGGUGGAGGAGGAAGAGGUGCCGAGUGGAGAGGAGUUCUGUCAACUCAGCAGCUCGAGGACAAGGAGCGUGUCCAAUGCAGAGAGCACCCGCAUGUUCGUGUCAAUGCUGGCUGAGGGGAGCAUGGUGCCGUAUGACGUUAGCAUGCAGGUGGACAGCGGUUAUAACACGUACUCCACGUGCACCACCAGCCUAAUGGACACCGUCAGUACAGACAGCCAGAGCAAGGAGCCGCAGGACACACACAUGGCCGAGGAGGGACUCACUCACUCUAAACACACUAAGUCGAAGCUGUUAUUGCCAUCCCACUGAACAUGAGGGACGGAUCAGGGACUCCACAUCUUUCCUCUCUUCCCAAAGCUCAGAAGAACUGUUUACACAGUGUUUUUAUACCCAAUGCCAUGCUGUUAUACAGUGAAUUCUUGCACAGAUGCCUUUUAUCUUUAACAUCACGACACAAAGCGACAUUAUUGAACAAUCUUACCUCAUGGAGUUCUGUCAGAAUCUGAGAAAACUUGACUUAAAUUGUGAUGGAUAGAUAUAUGCUCUAACUCUCUUAUUUAAGUGUCUGAAUUACUGAAUAUAAAUUUGUGUAGUGACAUUAAUUGGUUUAUUUUACUUGAUAUGGAUUUUUUUCUUUCCUUUUUGCAAUUUUUGUACAUUGAUGUAUGCUCUUAGUUAUUUAUGAAUUUGUAAUCAGAACCACUAAAGUGCAUAUGAGUAAUAAUCGGUGUAUUUAAUGUUGCCCUGUUCAGCAUUAAACCUGUUUCUGCUAAAUUGCAAUAAAAGAUUUUGAUAUGAAUUUGAGA
Molecule: messenger RNA, 2275 nt
Organism: Pangasianodon hypophthalmus (striped catfish)
Lineage: Eukaryota; Metazoa; Chordata; Actinopteri; Siluriformes; Pangasiidae
Gene: bora
Product: bora aurora kinase A activator
Exons: 12
Coding region: 204-1778 (524 amino acids)
Biological process (GO): regulation of mitotic spindle organization; regulation of mitotic nuclear division; activation of protein kinase activity
Cellular component (GO): cytoplasm; nucleus
Molecular function (GO): protein kinase binding
Source: RefSeq, a predicted model, not a curated record